CCAGACUGCCACCCUCAAAAUUUAAUUGAUCUCAACAAAACAUAUACGGGAGUAAAUAAAUAGAGUAAGGGGCGCCAUCCAUCCUUAUAUUACAAUCUGAUUCGACCAGAAAAUUAGGUGAACCGGAAAACAUCACUGCGCUACUUAUACCGGCGAAGCGGCAGCCUCGUCAUAUAUAUACACUUAUAUAGGCUAGUGCAGUAGUGCUGGCAUGCAGCAGGCUGUUAGUGGAGUGGAGGAAAGCUAGCUACGAUCGCUGAACUUGUAAGCUCCGCCUCAAAGCGCAUCCCCGCCGGUCGGCCGCCGCCGCCUACCAGUGGUUGCCAGAGGCUUUAAUUUUCACCGGAGCUUCAUAGGAUCACAGUCGACGAGCAGCUUGCAUAACCUUCUGAUUGGCCCAUUCCGUCCAGUCUUGAAGCUGAUUCUGCAAUUCCCGCACUCUUGGGACAAGUUUGAGAAUCAUUUCUUCUUUCUUGUCACGUGCAGCCCAUUGAGUAAUAUGUUUUUCAUCUCCUGCAGUAUUCCCACAGUUAAGUUCUUCAUUGCUACUGCUGAUAGUACGUAUAUCGAUUAAUUAAUGUGGCAAAAUCUUCAAAGUUAGUUCUCACACUACAUUUUUAACUUCAGAAUACAUCAUUUGUAUGUGAGUGAAAGCUUGGACUUGUUCAACCCAUUUUUUUAGGAGAAUAAAGAUACGUGUAUGAGUGGUUUAUGCCAUACACAUAUUCACCUGCUAUUUGCUUGUUUUCAUCCGUAUUUGCAGGCUUCGUGGAGUCUUAAUAGGAGCAGUUAGUUAUUUCCAUUUCAUCUAUAAAUUUGAUGUAUUAUCAGUCCGUAAUAUAUACAUAUUUUCCUGCAAAACUAUCAGUUCAAAUUCAAUCCAUCUUGAGUGAACACACCAUGUGUUUGAUAUUAUUUCUUCAGUAUGUUAUUCAUAUACUUUGCUAAUUUUAUAUCCCCUGUUCAGUAAACCAACAUUUGGUAUCAGAGCCACAGGAGAGAAAUGUCUGUACCAGGUCAGAACAAGAACGGAAUGACACUCCAGUACCCGAUGCUCACACGGAGCAAUUAUCCAGCAUGGGCCUUGAAGAUGCGGGUAAACUUGAAGGCUCAAGGUGUGUGGGAUGUCAUUGAAACUAGAGCCACCGAUGAACGAAAAAACAUGACUGCUCUUGCUCUAAUCUAUCAAGCAAUCCCUGAAGACAUUCUUCUCAUGUUGGCUGACAAGGACUCUGCUAAGGAAGCGUGGGAGGCGCUGAAAACAAUGCAUAUUGGCGACGAACGAGUCAAGGAAGCAAAAGUGCAGACCUUGAGGAGUGAGUUCGAGGCACUCUCUAUGAAAGAAGGUGAGUCGGUGGAUGACUUUGCCAUGAAACUGACAAAAAUUGUCAACGGCAUCCGGACAUUGGGUGACACGAUUGAGGAAACAUCUGUUGUUAAGAAAUUUCUUCGGGCCGUCCCGCCACAAUUUCUGCAGAUUGUUUCAUCGAUUGAACAGUUUGGAGAUCUCAAGACCAUGACUAUGGAGGAGGUGACAGGUCGUCUGAAGCUUUAUGAGGAGAGAACCCGGGGCAGCAGCGAAAAGAAUGAGGAAAAUCUAUUGCUCACAUACUCAGAAUGGAUGAUGCGACAGAAGGGGAGUAACAACGACGACGAGAAAAGAAAUGGUGAGAGUAGCAAUAACAAUCGUGGUCAGGGACGUGGUAGAGGUGGACGACCUUACACUGGAGAACGGAGUCGUAAUAGUGGCAGCAGCCGCGACAAAAGCAAGAUUAAGUGCUUUAAUUGCGAUAUAUACGGACACUAUGCCUCUGAGUGUCGUAAACCGCGUCGAAGUCGAGAUGAUGAGGUCCAUUUCACACAGACCCAAGAUGAGGAACCAGCCUUGUUGCUAUCUGAACAGGAAAAAAGGACGAGUGAUAUGGUUUUACUAAAUGAAGGAAAGGUUGUACCAAAGCUGCGAGAUGGUGCAACCAGCCACGGCGAAUCUGAUGUAUGGUACCUUGACAAUGGGGCCAGUAAUCACAUGACGGGUCAACGAUCAAAGUUCAAAGAUCUCGAUGAGAGCGUUCAAGGACACGUGAAGUUUGGCGAUGGUUCCACUGUGCAGAUCUUGGGAAAAGGAUCAAUACUACUGAAAUGCAAGAAUGGUGAGCACCGAUUACUGACUGAUGUAUAUUACAUACCAAGCUUGUGUAGUAAUAUUAUUAGUCUUGGCCAAUUAUCGGAGGAUGGAAAUAAGAUUGUGCUGCACGGAACAUUCUUGUGGAUACAUGAUAGGUUCGGAAAGCUUCUUAUGAAGGUGAAAAGAACACAAAAUCGUCUCUAUAAGGUGUUGCUUGAAACAACACAACCAGUAUGCCUAACUGCAAGCACCCAUGAUCUGUCAUGGCUCUGGCAUACACGACUGGGGCAUGUGAACUUCCAAGCACUGAAAGAAAUGAAUGAAAAGGGGAUGGUACGAGGUUUGCCUAACAUUACACACCCUACACAACUAUGUGAAGGCUGUGUGAUUGCUAAGCACGGAAGGGCACCCUUUCCAGGUCAAACAACCUUUCGGGCGGAUCAACCAUUGCAGCUGAUUCAUGCAGAUUUGUGUGGCCCGAUAACCCCACAAACACAAGCUGGGAAUAGGUAUUUUCUCCUUCUUGUUGAUGAUUACAGUAGGAUGAUGUGGGUAUACAUGCUCAAACAAAAGAAUGAUGCCUUUUCUGCCUUUAGGAAGUAUAAGGCUUUGGUUGAAAACCAAACUGGAUACAAUAUGAAGAUUUUAAGGACUGACCGAGGAGGGGAAUUCCAGUCAAAGGAAUUUACAUCAUUCUGUGAAAAGGAGGGAAUCGAGAGACAUCUCACGGCACCAUAUACACCACAACAAAAUGGUGUCGUGGAACGCAGGAAUCGUACUGUGGUGGCAAUGGCUAGGAGCCUUUUGAAAACUAUGCAGCUACCUGGAGAAUUAUGGGGGGAGGCAGUAAGGCAUGCUGUGUACAUCUUGAACCGUGUGUCGACUAAAUCACUCACGGAUACUACUCCCCAUGAGAUGUGGACUGGAAGGAAGCCAAAUUUGGAACACCUAAGGGUGUUCGGUUGCAUCGCUCACAUGAAGCAAUCUGGUGUGCACAUUAAAAAGCUAGAUGAUCGUAGUAAAAUCGUGGUAUACCUUGGCGUGGAGGAAGGUUGUAAAGCAUACCGUCUUUUCAAUCCUCAUGAUGGUAAGCUUUACAUUAGUAGGGAUGUUAUUUUCGAAGAAGAUAAAAAGUGGGACUGGUAUAGUGAUGGUGAAACGAAUGAUAAAAAAACUAUGGAAUUCACAAUUCUUCCACACGAGGGAGGCAUAGUCGAGCCAGAUUAUCCACCAACAGACUUCACAACAGUUCAGGAACAAGAGAGCUCAAGCAGUGAAUCAGAAGAUGGUGGUCCCAGAAGGUUCCGUUCUCUUGCUGAGAUAUACGCAGAUGCACCUGAAGCAGAUAUGGAUGCUAAUGAGUUGAUGUUAGUUGCCAUUGAGGAGCCAACUUGUUACCGAGAGGCAGUAACUGAAAAGGAGUGGCAAGAUGCUAUGGAAAGAGAAAUGGAGGCUAUUGAAAAAAAUAAGACCUGGACACUGACUGAUUUACCAUCUGGACACAAACCUAUUGGAUUGAAGUGGGUGUUUAAACUGAAAAAGGAUAGUGAAGGGAAUGUUAUCAAGCAUAAAGCCAGACUUGUAGCAAAGGGAUAUGUGCAACGUCGGGGAAUUGAUUUUGAAGAAGUUUUCGCACCAGUGGCAAGACUUGACACUAUAAGGAUGUUGAUUGCUCUUGCAGCCCAUCGUGAGUGGAAAAUUCACCAUCUGGAUGUCAAGUCAGCGUUUCUUAAUGGUGACCUUCAAGAAGAAGUAUAUGUUUCUCAACCAGAAGGGUUUUGUGUAAAAAACGAGGAACAUAAGGUAUAUAAGUUGUCCAAAGCCCUCUACGGUUUACGUCAAGCACCAAGGGCAUGGAAUACACGCCUUGACAGAAGUAUGAAGAGUCUCGGGUUCGUGAAGUGUUCUCAGGAGCAAGCUGUAUACACAAAAAUUUAUGAGGAAGAAAUUCUAGUUGUUGGUGUGUACGUGGAUGACCUGAUUAUAACCGGAACAAGCCUGGACUGUAUAGAGAGAUUCAAAAUGCAAAUGAUGAAAGAAUUUGAAAUGAGUGACCUUGGGUUACUUUCAUAUUAUCUUGGCAUUGAGGUAGACCAGAAGAAAGGCUGCAUUACCCUGAAACAGUCUGCCUAUGCAAGAAGGGUUUUACAACAAUUCGGGAUGGAAGACUGCAACUCAAGCAAAUGUCCCAUGGAAGCAAGGCAGCAGCUUGGAAUAGAUGUUGGGGGAGUUCAUGUGGAUCCUACCGAGUAUAGAAGCCUCAUCGGGAACCUAAGGUAUUUAACUCAUACUCGGCCAGAUAUUUCAUAUGCAGUUGGAAUCAUAAGCAGGUACAUGGAGAAGCCUACCACAGUUCAUCAGGUGGCGGCUAAACGUAUUCUUCGCUACGUGAAGGGGACAAUUAACUAUGGAAUUCAAUAUGAGAGAGGGCAAGGCGUUGAAGAACUAGUGGGUUUCACUGACAGUGAUCUGGCCAGCGAUGUUGACGACAGGAAAAGCACCGGAGGAAUGGCAUUUUAUCUCAAUGGAAACCUGAUCACUUGGCAAUCGCAGAAGCAACAAACUGUGGCCCUAUCUUCUUGUGAGGCUGAGUAUAUGGCAGCAACUCUAGCAUCGUGCCAAGCUCUGUGGCUAAGAAAUUUAUUGAGUGAACUAACUGGGAGGAAGCCUAAACCAGUAACUCUCUACAUUGAUAACAAAUCUGCAAUUGCAUUGAUAAAGAACCCGGUAUUUCACAAACGCAGCAAGCACAUUGACACUCGCUUUCACUUUAUAAGAGAGUGUGUUGAGAAGGGGCAAAUGGUUGUGGAGUUCAUCUCGACCAAAGAGCAGCGUGCAGACAUUCUUACAAAGGCCUUAGCAAGGAUAAGGUUUGCUGAAAUGCGGGACUUACUUGGAGUGAAGAAUCUUGAACAAAGUCAAGCUUACGGGGGGGAAUGUGAGUGAAAGCUUGGACUUGUUCAACCCAUUUUUUUAGGAGAAUAAAGAUACGUGUAUGAGUGGUUUAUGCCAUACACAUAUUCACCUGCUAUUUGCUUGUUUUCAUCCGUAUUUGCAGGCUUCGUGGAGUCUUAAUAGGAGCAGUUAGUUAUUUCCAUUUCAUCUAUAAAUUUGAUGUAUUAUCAGUCCGUAAUAUAUACAUAUUUUCCUGCAAAACUAUCAGUUCAAAUUCAAUCCAUCUUGAGUGAACACACCAUGUGUUUGAUAUUAUUUCUUCAGUAUGUUAUUCAUAUACUUUGCUAAUUUUAUAUCCCCUGUUCAGUAAACCAACAUUGUAAACAUAAAAAAGAUUCAUUUUGAACUUACGUAGUACGAAGUACUACUUAGUACUUACCAACACAAUUUAUUGAUUUAUUAGCACUGUUAAACUUUUAAAAGUAAAAUCCCAAACCUUUGUUAAAUUAAAGAUGGCAUCUAAUUUAAAACAUUCAUCCCCUCCCCCGUUCUCUGUUCUCAGUUCUGGCGGCUUCUCUUCCAUUUGUCGCUGAAUAUUUCAAAGUCUCUCUCGUACUGGACUCCGAAGACAUGACGAGCACGCUUUUAUCCCAUUCAAGCGCCUGAAACUACUGAACCGCUCUAUGCUCUUUGAUGACCAAGUGUCAGCACAUAUCUCUUCAAAGCCUUCUGCAUUCAGAGUUCACAAUCUUUUGGCGAUUCAGAUUUUAGUCCUCAAUUGUCGUAGGUCUUGUUUAUUGAUAAGGUAAACUCCCCUCACUCCAUUAGACUCUAAGUCUCUCUUCUGCCUUCUUCUUCUCCAUAUGCUUCCGGCAUCUUCAGUCCCUUUUUCUUCCGCUCCUGUUAUCCGUCCAGGUAUGUUUUUUGUUUGAUCUCUUAUACUCUCUGUUCUCUUUUACGUAGUAUCUUGAAUUUUUAAAUUUAUAAAAUAAUUUAAAUUAUUUAAAUACAUAACCAUAUUAACAUCAGCCUAAACCCUUAUCACAAUCAGAAAAUUUAACAAUUUAAAAUAAUGAUAAAAGAUUGUUUGUCCAAUCAGACCGUUUAAAUUUGUACUUUUAACAAUUGAAUAAAAUUAAAUAUUAAAUUGUGUAUUAACUGAUAGUUUACAAGUUUAUAAGUUUGUGACAACUUGUUAUUAAUUAUUAAUAAAUUUUUUUUAUGUAAAAGUUUAUUGAACAUAUACUAUUAAUAGGUUAGAAUAAGUAUUAACAAUAUAAUCGACUGUAAAACAACUUGUUAAAUUAAAAACUACUAUUACUUUGUAAUAUUUUAGAGUUUACUAUAGAAUACUCUUAUGUGCAGUGGCGGAGCCAGAAAAACGAGUCAGGGGAUCAAAAAUCAACUAAAUGCAAAAUGAAAAUGGUAGAUCGUUUUAGAGUUUAGACAAUGUCUCGUUUGAAUGUUUCAUUUGUAAUUUAGAUAAAUAGACAAUCGUAAACAAUAAGAUAGAUUGUAAUCAAUACUCCCACCGGUUCUAAAACAAGUUCUGGUUUUGACUUCACACAUAUUAAGAAAAUAAACUUGACUUUACUGUGGAAUGCACUGUUUGGCACUGUUUGACACUGUUUGGACACUGUUUGGCACUGUUUGACACUGUUCUGCACUGUUUUGAUGUAGAUAACUUGCCAUAUUAAAUAAAGAAAUGUUUGAAAGUGGAACUUAAUUUUGGUAAUGCCCAAAAUAAGUUAGCGGGUUGCGAGAAGUGUUUGAUAAUUUAGCCAUUAGGCCACUUGACCCUAUACAAGUGUUUUCAGACCACUCACUCCUAUACGCGCCUAUACUACAUUCCCCUCUGAAGGUAAGGCCAUUUAGGGGACCUCUGUGCUACCUCCUCCAGAGCCUCGUAAGCUUCCCUGGUUCGGUAUACACCCUUUGUGUGAUCACAGCACGAGUGUGUGCCACCCAAUCACACUCUCUAGAGUCGUGCUAGGUCACGGUCUUUAUCAAUGUGCAAACAGUACACUAGGUAGCUAAUCAUCUCAAAUAUUCCUAUUUUAAUUAUGAAGAGCCUCAGGGCCUGCCCAGACACAAAUAGUUUAAUCUAGCCCACAGGUUCGUUCCAAGCACGUUUUUAUCUUCGCAAAUCUUGUUCGGGCAUGGCCGGCGUACUGUGAGUUGUAUCCGUAUCAAACCUAUUUAAUCACAUCUAUUAUUUCGUAAUAGGUUCACAUAAGUACAUUACAUCACUAGCACCAUAAGUAACUAAUUCUAUCAAAUUCUCCUACAGAAAAGGUAUAUGUGGUUUGAGCCGUUUUCAGAUAGGGGCACAUGUUUCAUUUUUUGACAAAGUGGGACAUGUGUUUCAAUUCCGUUAUCACACCAGGGGCAUGACGUCUAACGCCGUUAGAAAAUUUAACCCCGAUUUCCAAAAGUCUUCGAUACAUUAAAAGAAAAAUACUGGGAGGUGCGUCUCGUCACGGAGACCAACAAACUAUCGUUCUCUUUGAAUUUUUGUCGGCUCUAUUUGGAUUAAUUUUUAAAAAUGAAUUUGUUAGUAUCACUUUUUCGGUUUUUUUUUUGGCGAUAUGGUGGCUGGAAACAAAAAAAGAAAGAUUGUGACACCGCACCCGAACGUCCUUGAAAAUUCGAUUUAAAAAUUCCAAAGUGAUGUAUUGAAUUUCCGAUUUCAAAACAAUGGAAGAAACGAUUAAUAUUUUACGAAGUAUAUGAUUGAAUAUUGUAUUGUUCAAACCCGCAUUCGUUUGUAAUUUUCAUAAUGUAAAUUAUUGGGAUGAGCCUACACAUAUUGGAGAUCAAUAAUGUGAUUUAGGAAGUUGACUUGUUCUAAAUAAAUUAGGAGGAGUACAAAAAGACAUCUUUUGACAAAGAUAAAACAAUAGGACCCAUUUUCCCCAUUUUUGGAAGUAUUGGUAGAUAAUUUGGAUCCCAAAUUAAUUGGGAUCAAUUGGGAACCACUCCACAUGAUUAGAGUACCUACAAAACAAGAAAAUUAAGUGAGGAGACUUACCUUGGCCGCACCAGCUGGAGGAGGGCUGCACAAGACUUGAUUGGAAUCAACCUUGAGACCCACCUUGUCAAUUUCCGCACAAAAUGGUGUGCUGUUUGUCUCCACUCAUUAUGGGAGUUAUACUCGACCAAACAACGUGUAUAAGGUGUCUUUGGAUAGCUUUUGAAGUCUAUUUUCAUAUUUGAGUGGCCACAGUUCGAGAGGAGAAGUCAAUCAUCCAAAAAUCGAUCUGGAACGAGAAGAGGUCUGUGAACUCGAGCUGUGAGAGUGCUGAGACUGUUUGGCCGAUAUCUCGAGUUUUACCAAUCCAAUUAAGGCGUGUGAGAUACCAAAAGAAAGCUCUCAAGACGAGGAAUCCGUGAAGGUCUGGUUUGCAUCAAUCGGAGUAGAGGAAGGCUUCCAAAUCGUCCGAGCAGAACGAGACCUCGCAGGGACGGAUUUACUCUUCUAAGAAUCGAGUUAGCCGGAAAACACCCGUUCUAGGGGCUGUUUUAGUAUCAACGACUCGGGGUUGAAAUAGCAACUUGAGGAGGCUGUUUAGAACCCAUUUUCAAGCAAGGAACUAGUUCCCAAUCUUCCUUGGCCGAGGCUUUAGCCAUUGGAUCGAGAAGGAAGGUUUUAAAGCUCAUUUGAGGUGAGGAUCGACAUCUAGUUGCUUACAACUUGUAGGUUAAGCAUGAGAUUACCUAAAUGCUUAAAUAAUGUUUUCCAUGGAUUAUGAUGAUAACCUAUUGAUGGAAUAUUGAUCUAUUUUCCAAAGAAUGAAAUAAGAAAUGAUUUGGUA
Messenger RNA from Cuscuta epithymum, 8835 nucleotides. Lineage: Eukaryota; Viridiplantae; Streptophyta; Magnoliopsida; Solanales; Convolvulaceae. The record is from the annotation of a GenBank genome assembly.